CACCCAAAAAUUAAAAAUUAUAUCAUUAAUGCGUAAUAUUUAUUACCUUUCAAAGAAUAAUCAAGCUAUAAAUCUAUAUCCAGCUUUAUGUCAAUUAGAGCAAUUACAACUAAAAAAUUGUAAUGAGCUUUAUAUUGAAAAUGAUCCUAUUGUAUUAAAAUCAGUUGAUGAUGAAAUAUCUAGUUUAAAUAAGCAAGAAUAUACUUCAUAUGAAAAUUCAAUAUCUGGACGUACAUUUCUUGCAUCAAUAGCAUUUGUUAUAGAAUAUGAAAUAAUUCAAGAAUUAAUUAAAGCAAAAAAUUGGAGUAUUUUAGUUGAUGAAAGUACUUCAUUUACUGCUAAACAUCUUGCAAUUAUAACUAAAUAUCUUAUUAACAAUAAACCAAUUUUACGGUAUCUUGGGAUAAUUGAAUUUACUAAUUGUGAUGCAAAAUCAAUUACUGAAGAUCUUGAAAGAUUUAUAAUUGCAAAAUCACUUAAUAUCAAAAAUAUAUUUCAUUUUGGAAGUGACGGUGCUA
Messenger RNA from Cetraspora pellucida, 518 nucleotides. Lineage: Eukaryota; Fungi; Glomeromycota; Glomeromycetes; Diversisporales; Gigasporaceae. The record is from the annotation of a GenBank genome assembly.